AUGUUUUCCGCUUUCAUCACUCCCAAAGUAGCGGCUGAAAGCGCAAUUUUCCCUGGUGCUCAUGCUCCCUGUGGCUCGAAGCUGGAUGCAGUAAUAGUGCUAGACAGCGGUGGCAGCCUCGGAGCCACCAAUUGGGGGAAAAUUACGCAAUUGGUUUCAGACGUCAUUGGCAACCUGGAUAUCGGUCCUGAAACGGCACAUGUGAGCGCCAUUUCAUUCGGACAGUCCGCUCGCGUUCACUGGGAUCUUAACGAUGACCGUGCUCAUAACCGUCAGUACGCACAGGAUGCGUUUUCUGGCAUGCAGUGGAUGAACUCGGUGACAAAUACUCCCUCGGCGCUGGACACAGCCGUGAAAGUUUUCCAAGAAUCGGCGCGUUCUAAUGAUGAAAGUGUCGGUAGACUACUCGUCGUCGCUACAGAUGGAUGUGCGAACUACUACGACAGAUUUUCCUUCAACAGUUUGUCUGAGCAUUUCGAGAGCGUUUUCAACAAGCUUGAAAAUCUUCGUAACCUGCACAGGCUGGUCAUUGGCUUGGGGAACAAGGUUUGUCGCGGCGAGGUUGAACGCAUCGCUGGCUGCGACCCUCAGAAUGGAACCGCUCCUUGUCGUAACGCGAAGUUUGUCGACUUUGACAAGACAGCGGGACAGAUUUUAGGGUAUGUGAAAGAGGCGUGCGGGCAUAACAUCGAGGCACAACACCCUGAGUCAGCAGAGGGUGGUACAGAUGUGACACCACCGGCAGUUGAGACUCCUGAUUCUGUCACAUCUGACGAGUCCGGGGGAGGACAGCAACACAGACCGGAAAGACCCUCUGAGCAAUCUCCGUCUUCUUCUGAUAACGUAGCGGGAGAUGAGGUGAAGGAUCAUGGGCAGACAUGCAAAAUGAAGAAAGUCGAUGCUGUCGCGGUUCUUGAUAGCUCAAUGAGUGUUGGUCCCGAGCAUUGGAAGGAACUGUUAAAGUUAACAAAGCAUUUAGGUGAGACGUUGGAUAGCCGAGCAGGUCACAGCCGAUUCGGUCUACUGAGUUAUAGCGAUGCUGUCACUGUGCAUAGAAAACUGGAAGACAGUCCUUUUGAUGCGGCUCACUUGGAGAAGGAGCUAGGAGAAGUCCCAUUCAUGAAUGGCAACACAUUCACUCCGAAAGCCCUCGAUUCUGCAUACGAAAUCUUCAAAGAGACUAUACAUGAAGAGUCGCAGGGUGCCGAGGACUCGGAGCAUAAACGCGUUUUGGUGCUAGCAACGGAUGGCUGUGCCGAUAUUUAUGGCAAGGAACACGGGAGCCUAGAAAAACACUACCGUGUUGCCAUUGGCAAUCUGGAUAAAGUUCCGCGUUUGCAUACAGUGGUAGUGGGUAUAGGAAAGCAUAUAUGUGUCGAUGAGCUUCGUUACAUCGCCGGCUGUGACCCGCAUAACUUGGCUGCUCCGUGCCCAAAUCUCCUUCUGACAUCUUGGGAUGCUCUGGAAAAAGAUUUCAAGCGGCUGGACAAAGACGUGUGCGAAGAAAUAACUUUGGAAGAGAAGGAAGACCAGGAAAUGUCACCAGUAGUGCCACAACCACCUGAGGUCUCUAACACGACGUGUACCAAAGGUAGAGUGGAUGCAGUGGCGGUCCUUGAUGGAUCGGGAAGUAUUAGCAAGAGUGACUGGAAGAAGACCCGUGAAAUUGCUAAAUUAUUUGCUGGCGCCUUGAAUAUUGAGAUCCGGCUCAUCGCCGGCUGCAACCCUCACGGGACGGACCCUUGUCCGAACGCAAAGUUCACGGACUUCAAUUCCGUCUUAGAAGAGCUUCCGCAGUACCUUGAAGAAAUAUGUGAGGAGGUAGAGACUGGCGUCGCACCUCCUGGAAGCAGCCCCGAAGAAGUGCACCCGCCAGGGGGGCAGCCUGAAGGUGUUCCUCCGGCUGAAGAAGAAGCGGGUGGCCUUCGUCCGCCCACAGAAGAGAGCGGGGGGGAAGGACACCCACCAACGGGGGAGCUCCCAGAAGUGCAGCCUCCCAUGCCAGAGGAACCAGGAGUGGAGACACCCGGAGCUGGCCCAACAACAGAGGAGCUUCCACCGACAGAGGAGGAAGGGGGUGAGAUCGAGCCACCGACUGAAGAAGAAGGAGGCGGGCUCCAUCCGCCCACAGAAGAGAGCGAGGGGGAAGGACACCCACCAACUGGAGAGCUCCCAGAAGUGCAGCCUCCGAUGCCAGAGGAACCAGGAGUGGAGACACCCGGAGCUGGCCCAACAACAGAGGAGCUUCCACCGACAGAGGAGGAAGGGGGUGAGAUCGAGCCACCGACUGAAGAAGAAGGAGGCGGGCUCCGUCCGCCCACAGAAGAGAGCGAGGGGGAAGGACACCCACCAACGGGGGAGCUCCCAGAAGUGCACCCUCCCAUGCCAGAGGAACCAGGAGUGGAGACACCCGGAGCUGGCCCAACAACAGAGGAGCUUCCACCGACAGAGGAGGAAGGGGGUGAGGUCGAGCCACCGACUGAAGAAGAAGGAGGCGGGCUCCAUCCGCCCACAGAAGAGAGCGAGGGGGAAGGACACCCACCAACUGGAGAGCUCCCAGAAGUGCAGCCUCCGAUGCCAGAGGAACCAGGAGUGGAGACACCCGGAGCUGGCCCAACAACAGAGGAGCUUCCACCGACAGAGGAGGAAGGGGGUGAGAUCGAGCCACCGACUGAAGAAGAAGGAGGCGGGCUCCGUCCGCCCACAGAAGAGAGCGAGGGGGAAGGACACCCACCAACGGGGGAGCUCCCAGAAGUGCAGCCUCCCAUGCCAGAGGAACCAGGAGUGGAGACACCCGGCGCUGGCCCAACAACAGAGGAGCUUCCGCCGAUCGAAGAACUUCCGCCGACUGAUGAAGACGUGGGCGAGAUCGAACCACCAAGAGAGGAAGAAGGAGGCGAGCUCGAGCCACCUACAGAGGAAGAUGAGGGGGAGGGACCCCCGCCAACGGAGGAGCUUCCUGAAGAGCACCCUCCUAUGACAGAGGAUCCAGGAGCGGAAACACCUGGUGCUGGACCAUCAACGGAGGACAUAGCUCCUCCGGAAUCAGAAGUUCCACCGGGUGAAGGCGGUUUCAUGCCUCCCUCUGGUGGAGGCCAGGAAGGAACGGAAUCCGUUCCUCCUGCAGAAGAAAGCACUCCCUCUGAGACUAAGCCUUUUCCGGAGAUCCCAGGGAAGCAUCCUGGAGCCCCCAGCGAGGAGAAGGAGGAGGAAGGAGGCACGCCCAUUGCUGCAAUCGCCGGAGGUGUUAUUGGAGGCAUCCUGCUGCUUGGAGCCGCCGGCGCAGGAACGUAUGCGCUUGUCGGAGGAGGCGGAGCGGCGGCAGCGGCGUCUGCUGAUGGCGCGGAAGCGGUUGACCAAGGUGAAGGAGAGGAAUCUUUAGAGGACCGUGAAGUUGGCAUUGAUAUUGACGAUGAUAUGUUCGCUGUCGACGAGAUGUAA
Neospora caninum is the source of this 3441-nucleotide messenger RNA. RefSeq names its product von Willebrand factor type A domain-containing protein. Bases 1 to 3441 code for a protein of 1146 amino acids. The transcript has 5 exons. The record is from RefSeq and is a predicted model, not a curated record. NCBI's taxonomy places the organism in Eukaryota, Apicomplexa, Conoidasida, Eucoccidiorida, Sarcocystidae.